Molecule: messenger RNA, 1863 nt
Organism: Jaminaea rosea
Lineage: Eukaryota; Fungi; Basidiomycota; Exobasidiomycetes; Microstromatales
Product: LIP-domain-containing protein
Exons: 2
Coding region: 1-1518 (505 amino acids)
Biological process (GO): lipid catabolic process
Molecular function (GO): triacylglycerol lipase activity
Source: RefSeq, a predicted model, not a curated record
AUGGUCGCUGCUGGCGCCUCUAUACACCCUCGCCUCCUUGGUCCCCUUGGUCCCAAGCCAAAGCCAGCAUUCCCGCCUCCUUCCAUGGACCCUUUCUACAAGCUGCCUGCCAAUCUCUCGGCGUACAAGCUCGGCGACGUCAUCCGCUCGCGCCCCAUCGACCUCAGCUCAUUUGGUCCCGAGGCUGCUUCGGCCUACCACGUCCUCUACCGCACCACGGGUCAAAGUGGCAAUCAGACCGUCCCAGACGCUACGGUCACGACCCUCGUCGCUCCAAAGUUCCCCGCACCUGGCCCGCCCCGCAUCGUCACCGUCGGUACGCCAGUCAACUCGGCUGCCAUCGACUGUGCUCCCAGCUACACCUACAUCGCCGGCACUACUUCGAACAACACUCUCGAGGUCACAGCUCUCCUCACUCCCGUUUCUGCUGUCCACCAGGGCUGGUGGGCCAAUUCACCCGACUUCGAGGGGUCCAAGGCCGCCUGGCUCGUAGGCCACAUCGAGGGACAGGCUAUGCUCGACUCAAUGCGCGUGGCCGAGCGCCAUGUCGAGACGAUGCCCGCCGCAUUGGGCAAGCAGGCCAUCCACGGCAUCAACGGCUACUCCGGCGGCUCUCACGCUGUCAUGUGGGCUGCUCAACUCGCCUCUACCUACGCACCUGAGCUCAACAUCGCCGGCGUCGUAGCAGGAGGCCUCCCCGCCAACGUUGAGGAGACGGUUCACUACCUCGAUGGCACCGGCUCCGCCACGCUCGGCUACAUUGGCGCAGCUGGCCUGGGCAAUGGCUACCCGGAGCUCGACAGAAUGUUGCGCCAGCGUGUCAAGCCUGGAAUGCCCGCCGACAUCUUCGAGGCCGUUCACACCGGCGUCUCAUGUGCGCAGGAUGCCUACCUCAAUGGUCCCCUCAAGCUCGAUGAUGGAUUCAGGCUCGACGCCCAGGGCAGGAACAUCUCCGAGGACCCCACGCUCAAGGCAGUCUUUGCGCAGGAGAACCUCGGAGCCAACCAGCCUCCCAUCGUCAACUUCCCCAUCUACCUCAUGCACUCGCGUGGUGACGAGAUUGUUCCUUACAACCAGUCUCGCGCCUACGCUGAGAGCCAGUGCGCGCAGGGAGCCACCAUCGAGUUUGAAUCCCUCGCUAGCGGAAUCCACGUCCUCACUGGUGUUCAAGCGCAGCCCGUCUUCAUCACCCGCCUACGCAGGUACUUUGCAGACAAGCUAGCAGGCAAGAAGCCCACCCGCACCUGCUCCUACCCCGAGACGCUCUGGUACCCCAACCCUCUCGACGUGGCUGAGAACAUCCUGGGUCCCUUGGCCAACAGCCAGAUGCAGCAGCAGCAGAGCCAGGUCCAGAAUUCGGACGCCCCUCAGAAGGCCAAGGACACCAAGUCUCAGCAGGAGGAGCAGGGCAAGACGCACCCUCGUCCUCCCACCACGCCACAGAAGGCCAACCCGCUCACGACUGGCUCGCCGGGCUACCACAAGAAGAUCCGCUCCUCCUUCCGCUUCCUCGUCUAGGCAUGCGAUUCCGCCUCUCCAUUUGCCCUCUCAUAUACGCGCUGCAGAUGGGAUGGUGGACUCUCGGUCUCUCCCCCUCUCCACAUAGAUCAUUAUCAAGCGUUACCUGCGAUACCUUCUCCCCCAAGUCACCAUCGCGCACGAAACGCUCCCCGCUCCAGCUCUUGUUUCUCCUUUCCCGUCUCUGUCUCAGCUCUUAAUCACAGCCUCGCUACCUCUCUAGAUCAAUACAUGCACUCAGAUCGCUGCCGCUGCCGCCGCCGCCGUCGCUGCCGCUCUCCUGUCCGCCGAUUGAUUGAAGAGAAUCGCAUCGUGAUAGCACCAGCGCGGCGUCUUGAGCCGGUG